Messenger RNA from Rotaria sp. Silwood2, 5877 nucleotides. Lineage: Eukaryota; Metazoa; Rotifera; Eurotatoria; Philodinida; Philodinidae. The record is from the annotation of a GenBank genome assembly.
AUGGCAUCAAAUAAUCAAUCAAAUUUUAUUCGUCAAGAACGAAUUGCAGUUUCAUCUGCAAUUCCUUCUGCUACACUUAAUCUUUCUUCACUACCUCGUCGUCCUGUUCGAACAAAUCCAUCAGGUCGAAGAUAUGAAAGUCUUUUAACAAAUCAUUUCUCUUGUGAAUUUGCCAAUAAUCUUCCAUUGUAUCAAUAUGAUGUUGCUAUUGAAGAACUUGGCUCACGUUCAGGUGAAUGGUUUGAAGUUAAAGGUCGAGCACGAUGUGCUUUAAUUAUGCAAUUACUUAUUUCUAAUGGUGGAUUUGAUCCACAAGUUGUUGUUUGGUAUGAUGAACAAAAGUGUUUAUAUAGUACAUCAUUGUUAACAUCACCACAAUUUAUUACAAGUAAAGAUGGUCGAAAUCGGCUUAAUAUCAAAUCAUCACCUAAUCAAUGGUCAACAAAUGAUAUUCAGGAUUAUAUCAAAGGUCGACCGAAUGUAAAGUUCUAUCCAUAUGAUGCAGUACGUAUUCUUGAAACACUUCUGAAAAAGUCACUUCAAGAUCGGAUUGCAGUUGUUAAUAAUACUUGUUAUUUCUUGAAUGAAACACCUAAGAAAUUAGCUGGUGGAUUUGAAGAACGAUUUGGUUUUAUUCAAGCACUUAAUCUUGCAUCUGAUCGUUUGACAUUAAAUGUUCAAACAAAAUUAACAACAUUUUAUCCUGAUAUUCCUCUACUAGAUUUUAUUCACAUACAAAUUGGUGCAAAACGAAUACCAAAUGAAAAUGAAUGUAAAAAAUUAAAUCGAAUAUUAAAAAAUUGUUUACUUAUUACAAGACAAUCAAAUUGGAAACAAGCUUAUGAAAUUGAUCAAUUCGAUAAACGGCGACCAACUGAAAUUAAAAUUGAAUCCGGUGAAACAUUAGUUGAAUAUUAUAAAAAUGCAAAAAAUAUUACAUUAAAUCAAAUAAAUUAUCCAUGCAUUCAAGUAUAUAUUCCCAAUGAAUAUAACAAACCUUGUCAUUUACCUUUGGAAGUUUGUCGAAUUAAAUCAUGGCAAGUUUAUGAUAAACCACUAUCCAAGGCACAAGAAACACAACAACCACGAAAAAAUAUUCCUAAACCCCACGAACGUUAUUUUGCUAUUAUGGAUAUGUUAAAAAAAUGUGAUUAUAAUUCAUCUUCAAAUCGUCUUUGUCGUGAAGUUGGCUUCCAUAUUGAAGAUACACAAAUGUUGAAAUUGAAUGCGGAAAUUUUAACUCAACCACAAAUUCAAACAGGUCAAAAUUGUGAAGCGAACGUUCGUAUUGGUCGUAUUCCUUUGGAUGGACAUUUAUUUACACCAAGACCAAUUUCAGCUCUGGCCAUAGCAUAUUUUGGUACUGAUGCUGCACGCAAGGAAAAUUUACUGAAAGAGUUUCGUACAACUUUAUUAAAUGUAAUGAACAAUUAUCAUGUUGAUGUAAAAUCUGAAGGACAUAAUGUAUCACCUACAAAUGAUCAAAUUACUGGAUAUUUUAGUACGAUGAGUGAGAGAAAAUGUCAAUUUGUUAUUUGUAUCAUGGAUGGAAAAUCUGAAGAUGAUCUUAAACAACUUAAAGCUUAUAUAAAAGACUGUGGAACAAUCAAAUAUGGUGUCAUGACACAAUGUGUCUUACUUUCAAAGAUUGCAGCUAAUCGUUCAUUAACAGGUUAUUGUGAAAAUUUAAUUCGGAAAAUUAAUUAUAAAAAUUCAGGAAUUAAUACUAAAGUUAAUUUAAAUGAAGCAUUAAAAUAUAAAAAAUCCCAAACAGAUUCAUAUAUGUUUUUCGGCGCUGAUGUUAUUCAUCCAACCAAUGUUACUCGUCAACAUCCAUCAAUUGCAGUAUCAUUAGAGUUAUCCAAAGCACAAGAAGCACAGCAACCACGAAAACAUAUUCCUAAGCCUAAUGAUCGUUACCAUGCUAUUAUGAAUGUUUUAGGAAAGUGUAAUUAUAAUUCACCUUCAAAUCGUCUUUGUCGUGAAGUUGGGUUCCAGAUUGAUGAUGGACAAAUGUUGAAAUUAAAUGCUCGAAUAUUAACUCAACCACAAAUUCAAACAGGUCCUAAUUGUCAAGCGAACGUUCGAAUUGGCCGUAUUCCUCUCGAUGGACAUUUAUUUACACCAAAACCAAUUUCAGCUUUAGCUGUAACAUAUUUUGGUACUGAUGCUACACGAGAGGCAAGUUCAAUGAAUGAGUUUCUAAACACUUUAUUAAAUAUGAUGAAAAAUUAUCAUGUCAAUGUAAAACAUGAGAAACAUAAUGUACACCCUACUGUUGAUCAAAUUACUGCAUAUUUUCGUACGAUGAGUGAGAGAAAAUGUCAAUUUGUUAUUUGUAUUAUGGAUGGAAGAUCUGAAGAUGAACUUACACAGCUUAAAGCUUAUAUCAAAGAUUGUGGAACAAUCAAAUAUGGUGUCAUGACACAAUGUGUUAUGCUUUCAAAGAUUACAAAUAAUCGUUCGUUAACAAGUUAUUGUGAAAAUUUAAUUCGAAAAAUUAACUUUAAAAAUCCUGGAAUCAAUACAAAAGUUAAUUUGGAUGAAGCAUUGAAGUAUAAAAAAUCCAAAAUAGAUUCACUCAUGUUCUUCGGUGCUGACGUCAUUCAUCCGACCAAUGUUACUCGUCAACACCCAUCUAUUGCAGCUGUUGUUGGUUCAGGCGAUUCAUUACGUUCAACAACAGCUGUACGUGUUUGUCAACAGUAUCCAAAAGAAGGCAAAUGUUCAAUUGAAACUAUCGUCGGAAUGACUGAUAUGGUCGAACAAUUAUUAGAUUAUAAUCGACAAGCAAAUAAAGUUUUACCAAAUAAAAUUGUUUUCUAUCGUGAUGGAGUAGACGAUGGUCAAUUUGGAAAAGUUAUUACUCAUGAAAUUCCUGCAAUUCGUCAGGCUUUUGAUCGUAUUUAUGGUGAUAAAUCCAAUCAUCCGCUAUUAACUUUUGUUGUUGUAAAAAAACGUCAUAAUACACGUUUUUUUAAUCAUAAUACAACAACGAAGCAGAUGAAUAAUAUGAGUAUUGGUGACGUCAUUGAUACAACAAUCGUUCAUCCAUAUCAAAAUAAUUUUUAUUUAAAUUCACAUAAUGCUUUUCAAGGUGUUAAUCACUCAUCAUUUUAUCAUGUACUUUUGGAUGAAAUUGGCUUCACUGCUGAUGAAUUACAAUUGCUAACAUACCAUUUAUGUUUUACGGAUCCUCGAUCAUCAGCUUCUGAAGCUAUUCCAUCGAUUGUACACCAGCCUGACAUAGCAGCAUUGAAAGCACGAGAUUUGUUUUAUGAUGAUGAACGCUCAUCGGCAACUACCGUUGGUGGACGUAGUCAACCAUUACGAAAUCCAACUCUGAAUGAUGCAGAUUACAAGAUUCUUGAUGUACAUGAGAAUCUUAAAAAUCGACCAGUAUUUGCUUUUAAUCAAUGGAUAUCAACAGUCGAUCAAAUACAAAUUAAAUAUCAAGUAACAAUUAAUCCAAUAAUUGAUAAUGCUGAUGAGCAUAAUGAUACAGAAAGUAGUUGUUCAAUAAAAGCAGUACAAUCUAAUAUUAAUACAUGUUCGAUUGCUUCUGGUGGAUUUGAUGACAGAUUAUGUCAAACGACGAUUAAACUUCGUCCUGAUUGGGUUUUGAUUGUUAGUCAUCCAAAAUUUAAACUUGAAUACAAAGAAUUUAUUCAUAAUGAACUUGGUGGUAAUAUUGAUAUUCAUGAAGAUGAAGUAAGAUACAGUGGUUCAUUUCCGCAAAAUAUUCAUGGCACGAAAAAUAAUGUUACUCUUGAAGAUAAAACAAAUGCUUUCAUGCGAAAUUUUGCAUAUCGAACUUUCUAUAAAUUAGAACAAAAAAAUAUCGAAAUUCUUCGAGCUAAUUCAGCUACUGUGGCAUUUACUCGUAUUAUAGAUAAUGAUUAUACAAUAGCAACAAAAGUACAUGAAAUGCCGGGAUUUGUGAAUAAGCUUUUUCCUAAAAAAAAUCAACGUCAUCAAUUUGAACAAUCACAUAUUAACAUAAAUACUCCAUCGAAUUAUAAAUCUCCUAGUACUGCUACAUCAUUAACUAUUUCGACUUCUAUGUAUGCUAUUACUAUUCCAGAACAAAUAAGCAUGUUUUCAAUAGAUACAUUUCAAGAUCGUCUACAACAAUAUCUUCAAAAAACAUAUAAUGUUCAAGUAACAUUUGAACGAACUAACAAUAAUAAUAAUGAAAAAACAAAAGGAGUUACGAAUUGUAUUUUUAUUAAAUUAACUGGUCAAAUGAAUGAUGCAGAGAAUGCUACUAAAGAUUUAUUUAAUUUAUUUUUAUCAUUACAAACAAAGAUAUUUAAUGAAAAAACUAAUAGUAAUUGGACAAAAAUUGAAGAAGCUAUACAAGUUAUUCAAUAUCAUUUUAAACUUGCUAAUCUAAUUUGUUCAUGUCAACAAAUAUCUUCAACAACAGUUAAUGUUUAUUAUUUUAAUAUAACAAAUCGACUAUUUGGUGUUGAUGAACAAAAAAUGGAAGAUUUAAUUCAAAAUCAAUUUAGAUUAGCAAUUAUAAAUUAUAAUCAACAAUCAUCAUCGUCAAAAUUUACAAAAGAUUGGAUAAGUUUAGAAAAUACAAUUUGUCAACGAAAUGAUUAUAAAAAAAAUAUUUGUUUAUAUAAAGAAUCAAAUACAAUUUAUCUGUUUGGUUUAAUAGACUUAGUUAAAGAAUUUCAUGAAAAAUUUCAACAACUUACAACUAAACAUGAUCCACAACCAUUUAAAAUUACUCUAUCAGAAAAACAGCUCAAAUAUUUAACACAUGUUGCCAAAGCUGAUUUGGUUAAACUUGAAAAACAAUAUAAAUCAGAUGGAUGUGACAUAAGUUUAAAUCGUUUACGUCGUCAUUCUGAAUUUAUUGCACCACCGGAUAUGCAUUCAAAAAUCGAAGAUAGUCUUGAAGCAUUAACAAAAAUACGUGAAAUUUCAUUUGAAAUUGAUGAACCGGGAUUCGAAGUACUUGUUAGUCAAGAAUUAGAACGACUUCUUGCUAUUGUGAAAUUAAAAUGUUUUCUUGAAAAAACUAUUGAAACUCGUAAUAUCCACAUUCCAAUACCUAAAGCUUGGAUAGCAAGUUUGGACAAUGAAGUUAAACAAGCUCAAAGUGCUACUAUAACUGCAACGGCAUUACCAAAUAAAACUAGUGUUAAUAUUGGCCAUUCAACAGUAACGAUUUUGACUGGUGAUUUAACAACGCAAGCGGUAGAUUUUCAAAAUGAUCAAGAAGAAAAAUGUCGAAUAGUUUUUUCUGUAAUGGAAGAACAUCAUGAAAAAACGAUUCGUCGUGUACGUCGUAAACCUGCCGAUUUAAUAUUACCAGAUACAUGGGAACCUUCAGAUCAAAGUUGUAAACGAGUCCCAUUACAGCCAUCAUCAACAGAAUAUCAAAAUGUACUUGCACAAUUUCAUGUUACGAUGCUCGGUAAAUAUUCGGCACUCAUUAAAAUCGAACGUAUUCAAAAUGAACGAUGGUAUAAGCAGUAUGCUGCACAUCGUGAUGAUUUCAAACGACGUUAUCCACAAAUAGACGAACGUUUACUUUUCCAUGGAUGUCCUAGUACAUCAGCGGAUAAGAUUAUUCGAGAAUGUUUCAAUCGAUCUUUUGCCGGUGUUAACGGUGUUGUGUAUGGUUGUGGAGUAUAUUUUCAUGCUCAAGCAAGUUACAGCCAUCAAUAUUCACAACCGAAUAGUUCAGGAGAAAGAACGAUAUUUUUAGCGCGUGUUCUUAUUGGAAAAACUUGCAAAGGAGAUAAAAACAUGAAAGUGCCUCCAUCUGGUUAUGAUACAACAACAGAUGGACAACAUAUCUUUGUGGUGUAUCAUGAUGCCGGUGCUUAUGCAGAUCAUUUAAUUACCUAUAAAUGA